CUAUAAUUUCUGACAAAACUAGCAACAUUCGAAAAGUUGCAGUACUUGUAAAGAUAUUCACAAGCCAUGGAUAUUUCUGUGAUGCAAAACAUGGAACAAUUGCCUAUGGCCCUUCUUUUCAUUAUCCCUUUCCUACUCCUUCUAGGCCUCAUCUAUCGGCUUCGAAUAAAACCAUUUCCACCAGGGCCCAAAGGGUUGCCAAUCAUCGGAAACAUGAUGAUGAUGGACCAGAUAACUCACCGUGGACUUGCCAAGCUGGCUCACAAAUAUGGCGGUAUAUUUCACCUCAAGAUGGGGUUCUUGCACAUGGUUGCUAUUUCUAGUCCUGAAAUGGCUCGCCAGGUGCUCCAGGUUCAGGAUAACAUAUUCUCCAACAGGCCAGCCACCAUCGCCAUCAGUUAUCUCACGUAUGAUAGGGCUGAUAUGGCUUUUGCUCAUUACGGACCUUUCUGGAGACAGAUGAGAAAACUGUGCGUAAUGAAGCUUUUCAGCAGGAAAAGAGCCGAGUCAUGGGAGUCCGUAAGAGAUGAAGUGGACUCUCUUGUUAAAGCUGUUUCGGCCAACACCGGAAAGGCAGUAAAUGUUGGUGAGUUUAUCUUUAACCUUACCAAGAACAUCACUUUCAGGGCUGCUUUCGGUACUAUCUCUCAAGAAGGGCAAGAAGAGUUUAUCAAGAUCUUACAAGAGUUCUCCAAGCUUUUUGGUGCUUUCAAUAUUGCGGAUUUCAUUCCUUGGCUCACCUGGGUUGAUCCUCAAGGACUCAACACCAGGCUGGAGAACGCUCGUCAUGCAUUAGACAAGUUCAUUGAUACCAUCAUGGACGAUCACAUCCACAAGAGGAAUAAAAACAUCGAUGCCUCUGAUGAAGGUGACACCGACAUGGUUGAUGAUUUACUUGCUUUCUACAGUGAAGAAGCCAAAGUAAACGAAUCGGACGAUCUACAAAAUUCCAUCAAACUAACCAAAGACAACAUCAAAGCCAUUAUCAUGGAUGUGAUGUUCGGUGGGACAGAGACGGUGGCAUCAGCGAUUGAGUGGGCCUUGGCGGAACUGAUGAGAAGCCCAGAGGAUCUGAAGAGAGUCCAACAGGAGCUCGCUGAGGUGGUGGGUCUUGACCGCCGUGUGGAAGAAUCCGAUAUCGAUAAACUAACCUUCCUAAAGUGCACCCUCAAAGAAACCCUGAGGCUCCACCCGCCAAUUCCACUCUUGCUCCAUGAGACGGCGGAGGACGCUGUGGUGGGAGGCUAUCAAAUUCCCGCCAAGUCGCGCGUGAUGAUCAACGCCUGGGCCAUUGGCAGAGAUAAGAAUUCAUGGGAAGAUCCUGACAGUUUCAAGCCAUCCAGGUUCCUGAAAGAAGGUGUCCCCGACUUCAAAGGCAGCAACUUCGAGUUCAUUCCAUUCGGAUCGGGUCGGAGGUCGUGUCCGGGUAUGCAACUCGGGUUAUAUGCACUUGACUUGGCUGUGGCUCAUUUGCUUCACUGUUUUACGUGGGAGUUGCCUGAUGGGAUGAAGCCAAGUGAGCUUGACAUGAGUGAUCUGUUUGGACUCACUGCACCUCGAGCGACUCGUCUCUAUGCCGUUCCAAAGAAACGCCUGGUUUGUCCACUCUUUUAAAGCAAACCCGAAAACAAAAACAAAACCCAUUUGAGUCUUAAAUUGCAGCUUAUACAUAAGAAAACCGAGGAACAUUGAAUAAGAAGGUGACAAAGUUGGACUUUACAAAGUGGAACUUUUGGGUUUUCUUUUUUUUUUUUUCUUUUUUUCCCCAAUACAUGAAAGAAUCUGGAUCCUCUCUUUCUCUUUGGAUAAGACUCUUUUCAUUUGAACUGUGUUGAAAAUUGUCUAUCUUUUUUAUUUUUAAUUUUCCCUUUUUAUAACAGUAAUAAAUAUUGUGAAAGAACCCUUUAUUUGGAUCAAAGCAUGAAAAAAACGAAAAUAAUGUUUCAACUAUUGUACAAUGGACAAGUGUGAAUUAAAUUUGCUUUCUAC
Messenger RNA from Durio zibethinus, 1989 nucleotides. Its product is annotated as cytochrome P450 84A1-like. NCBI's taxonomy places the organism in Eukaryota, Viridiplantae, Streptophyta, Magnoliopsida, Malvales, Malvaceae. The record is from RefSeq and is a predicted model, not a curated record. Gene Ontology annotation, molecular function: iron ion binding; heme binding; monooxygenase activity.